UACAUAUCACAAUCAAAAAUAACACACCAUGGGAACCAUAUACCAAGGACCCCCGUCUCUCCUCCAAGAUCUCAAGGUCACUGUUCACAAAUCGUCUCUAGUUUUUCCGUCCCAAGAAACUGAGAAAAGAACCUUAUUCUUAUCCAACAUAGAUCAAGUUCUCAAUUUUGACGUUGAAACUGUUCAUUUCUUUCCAUCCCACAAAGAUUUCUCCCCUAAAAUUGUAGCUGACAAGCUCAAGAACACACUAGCAAAAAUACUAGUCCCCUAUGAUUUCUUUGCUGGAAGAUUGAAGCUAAAUUCUGAAACAUCUCGUCUUGAGAUUGACUGCAAUGCUUCUGGAGCUGGCUUUGUGGUAGCUUCUAGUGAGUAUACAUUGGAUGAGAUUGGAGAUUUGGUUUAUCCCAAUCCGGCUUUUGCUCAACUGGUUUGUAAGACUUCCAAUUUCUUGAAACCAGAUGAUCAGCCACUAUGCAUUUUUCAGUUGACAUCAUUUAAGUGUGGUGGCUUUGCAAUGGGUCUCUCUAUAAACCAUACAACAUUGGAUGGCCUAAGCUUCAAACACUUUUUGGACAAUCUGGCUGCCCUAGGUCAUAACAAACCCCUGGCUGUCACUCUCAGCCAUGACCGUCACCUCCUGGCCUCACGAUCACCGCCACAUGUGACAUUCCCACACCCUGAGCUGGUCCAGCUAAAGAUCCCCAUAGGCCAAGACUCAAACCCUCCUGUCUUUGUAGCCACCCAAGAAGACCUUGCCUUCAAUAUUUUCCGGCUGACCUCGGACAACAUCAACAGCCUUAAAGAAAAGGCCAAAGCUGCCAGUGGCGUCCACCCGAAUGCGCGUAUCACGGGCUUUAACGUUGUGACGGCUCAUAUAUGGCAGUGCAAGGCAUUAUCAUGUGAUACAGGGAUCAACAUGGAUAGAAUGUCCACCAUCCUUUACGCUGUUGACAUAAGGCCAAGAUUGAACCCCCCAUUGCCACCAUCUUAUGCCGGAAACGCGGUCCUCACUGCGUAUGCAACAGCCACAUGCAAGGAAUUGAAUGAAGGGCCAUUUGCAAGGCUGGUGGAGAUGGUUUCUGAAGGUGCAAGGAGAAUGACAGAUGAGUAUGCAAGGUCUGUGAUAGACUGGGGUGAGUUGUACAAAGGAUUUCCACAUGGGGAGUUCUUGGUUUCUUCUUGGUGGAGAUUAGGAUUUGAUGAAGUAGAAUAUCCAUGGGGGAGGCCAAGGUAUAGUUGUCCAGUGGUGUAUCAUAGGAAGGACAUCAUUUUGUUGUUCCCAGAUCUCAAAGAAGGUGGUGGAAGCAAUAGUGGGGUUAAUGUUUUGGUAGCUCUCCCUGGCAAUGAAAUGGAAAAAUUUCAAAGCCUCUUUCAGAAGUUCUUGGCUUGAAAAAACUCUGUCACUUGGUCUCUUUGAUAUGUAUAAUGCAUAAGUGUGUUUGGUACUCUAAUAUGUACCUGGUCUGUAAAAUUGAAAGUGGUUGAAGAGGACUACGUUGUCGUGUGGAUGAAAGCACUAGGAAUGACUACAUAUGGUGUAUUAUAUAUAUAUAUAUAUAUAUGCACACUUGACUUUUUAUGUCAAAUAAAAAAAAAUAAAAAAAGAAUAAUAAGCUUAAUUUUU
This is a messenger RNA of Quercus lobata, 1624 nucleotides long. It is a transcript of the gene GLC, whose product is annotated as HXXXD-type acyl-transferase family protein. The record is from RefSeq and is a predicted model, not a curated record. The coding region runs from base 29 to 1390 and encodes 453 amino acids. NCBI's taxonomy places the organism in Eukaryota, Viridiplantae, Streptophyta, Magnoliopsida, Fagales, Fagaceae. Gene Ontology annotation, molecular function: acyltransferase activity, transferring groups other than amino-acyl groups. The transcript is spliced from 2 exons.